AUGUCUUUCUCUGUGUCACUUGUGCAGGUGAUGGACUGGAUAGAGAACCAUGGAGAGGCCUUCCUUAGCAAACACACGGGCGUGGGCAAGUCCCUCCACCGCGCCAGGGCACUGCAGAAACGCCACGACGAUUUUGAGGAGGUGGCACAGGUGAGAGUUCCAGUAGUUUUGCCAAUGAGAAUAUUGUUACGGCCUUGCUAAUAGUGUGUCAUUGGUCAUGCCUUGAAUGGUGUGAAUCUCCUCCCCACAUUGUUGAGGUGGAGUAUCUGGUCAAGGAUCAGCUUCCCCUCCCCCAAACCUAACCUUAACCAUUAGUGGGGAAAAUGUUAAGCUGACCCCAGAUCAGGGUUUAUGGGCAACUUCAGCCUAGUAGUCCUCAGGCAUUGUGGAUGGCAUUUUGAGGUUGAAUUGCCUCAUCCACGCUACAAUAUCAACGAAGGCUGCAUUUUCUGCAGCAUUGUACUACAUUUGAACUGCAGCAUUGUACUAGAUUUGAACUCUGUAGGCUGUUAUGUUAUUCUGUCUAAUGUCAAAGUGCUGAGGUGUCAGUGAAAGGGAAGACAACUGAACACCGUUCCAAGAGAAGACAUGGUCAAUGAACUGAACACUGACACAUUGACACGUUCUAUUGUGCUUUUACAGUUUCCUAUUACUACUGUUCUAGUGUUCAAAUGUGAUUCACAGAUGGCAGAUUUGUAUUGUUUUGAAGCAGGUUUGGCUAUUAUUCAGUGAGGAUGUCAAUUAAAGCUAGAAUCCUUAGUUGCUAAAUCCAUUUUUGGACUUAUAAAUGAAUCAUAUAUACCCAUUGAUUAUUGAAGAAUAUAAUUUAUAAAUGUCUUAGUUCAACUGCUGUAGAACAUCAGAACCCCAAAUAUAAGCUUGUUUUACUCCAAUAUUUGUAAACACCGUAAAUGUACACAAACACUGUAUAGCCUUAAAACAUGGUUAGAACUAUACAUUUGAUAUCAUGGAUGGUCAUUCUUUGCAUCCAUAACUCUGUCUAUGAAUUUGAGAGUCGUUACAUUUUUCCAGCCCCGUCCCUUAGCUUUUAGAGAAACAGGGCUGGGGAGAACACUUUUUUAUUGUUUCAAUUAAGGAUUCUAGCUUUAAACUCAAAAUAUCGGAAUGUUACGAUUUUUCGUGGUUAGUUGUGAUUGACAAGUGACAGAAAAUUAGUAUACAAUGAAGAGACUCACAGAAAUGGAAUCCAAACCUAGUCAUUUUAGCUUUAGUAUUUUCUUAUGGGCUUGGCAUACAGGUUUGGUUUUCACAGCCCAUUGUAGCUGCAGUCCAUAUGAGAAAGAAGGAGGCCAGAAGACUUAGACCAAGCAAGAACAAGCUGGAACCAGUCCACUAUGGAAAUACACUUUCUCAUUUCAUCACACAGACAAACUGUACGAAGAAAGAUGUUCUGCUUUAAUAGGCUAUAUGACUAUAGGUCACAAGUAGUACUUGAGAGACAGUGCCUGUGUCCCAAAUGGCACCCUAUUCCCUAGUGCAGUACUUCUGACUAGGGCCCAUAAAUAAAAUAAUUGCCAGGCACAAUAAUUAGACUUUGCUAACCUCCUGAGUGUAAUGGUAGCAGCAUGAGCCGUGACUAGUGAUAACACCAGCGUUAAGGGGAUGUGUUUUAAUGCUAAAUGUAUGUGUAAUCCUGGUAUUACGAAAAUGUUUUAGCCCCCCUGAUGAUGGAUUGGCUUGAUUAGGGUCACCACUCUUACAAGAUGGACAACGUGUCUGUCUUCAGGGCAAGCAGAAGUCUGUCGUUAUGUCCCAAAUGGCAUCCUAUUCCCUAUAUAGUGCACUACUGGUCAAAAGUAGUGCACUAUGUAGGGAAUAUGGUGCAGUUUAGGACACUGUCUGAAAGGCCUGGCCAGGCUUUGAUCUGAAUAUCAGACUCCACAUUGUUUACCCUAUUUUCUAACUAUUUACUUCUCUCUGGGGAAAAGUGUACGAGAUGAGGAUGUUUAAUUCACUCCUACUCCUGAAGGAUGGAUCAAAUGGCUUAAUGAAUCAAAUAAAGCUCUUCAUAUUGGAAUAUGUUAAAUUUGAGCUCAUUAAGAUAUGUACAUAUGGCACCAUCAUCUCCCCAUGACACCGCAUCAAAGGAGAUUGAAACCAAAGUCAGGACUAACAAAAUGGGGUGGAUCAGACAUGGCUAGACACAUACACCCACGAGUCCACACAGACAAACGCACACGCACGCACGAACACAAAGCCUUUCAUUGAUCUUCAACAUAAUAUCUCAUCCAGCAGUUUAGAGCUAAUUUAAUAUCAAAAGAAAAGGAUGUUAUAAAAAAUAAAACUUUAUCAAGGCAUCUUGUCUUAAACCCUCUCUACCAUAAGUAAUCCCAAUGACACCACAUUAGUUAAUUAUUCAGAGAGGUUGUUCUCAGAUUCAAUCUGCCAUUGUAGAUGAACGCCCCCCCCCCCACGAAUGGUGCAGCUCUCUAAUGACUGGCCUCAGAUGUAUUCUGCCUACAAAACAUGCGAUGGGGAUUUGUUUAGGCUGAGCCCUUCUCAAUAGGAAGAGAGAGAAAGAGGCACAAAGCUUUUUUUUUCUGGCAUCUGGUUAUCAAGCUCAUAAAAGUCCUGCGCGUGGAACAGAUUGAAUGAGAGAGAGAGAGAGAGAGACACGACUCCACCUCAGCCCAGCCAUAUCUGCGAAGGGAAAGCCUGAAUGGCAUUAUUGACUGCACCUCUCUGGAGGGAUAAAAUAAUACAGAAGACAAGGAAGGAGUUCUCCUGAUCCGAUGAAAGCAAAGUGCUGCCUGGGCUGGGUCUACUGCUGCUGCAUGGAAUACACCCCACAAUGGCUCGCGUCCCAAAUAGCACCCUAUGCCCUACACAGUGCCCUAGGAAUAGGGUGCCAUUUGGGACGCAGACUACACUACCAUUCAAAAGUUUGGGGUCACUUAGAAAUGUCCUUGUUUUCCAUGAACACAUACAUGAAAUGAGUUUGAAAUGGAAAUAUAGCAAAAUGCAUAGGAAAUGUAGUCAUUGACAAGGUUAGAAAUAAUGAUUUUUAAUUGAAAUAAUAAUUGUGUCCUUCAAACUUUGCUUUCGUCAAAGAAUCCUCCAUUUGCAGCAAUUACAGCCUUGCAGACCUUUGGCAUUCUAGUUGUCAAUUUGUUGAGGUAAUCUGAAGAGAUUUCAUCUCAUGCUUCCUGAAGCACCUCCCACAACUUGGAUUGGCUUGAUGGGCACUUCUUACGUACCAUACGGUCAAGCUGCUCACACAACAGCUCAAUAAGGUUGAGAUCCGGUGACUGUGCUGGCCACUCCAUUAUAGACAGAAUACCAGCUGACUGCUUCUACCCUAAAUAGUUCUUGCAUAGUUUGGAGCUGUGCUUUGGGUCAUUGUCCUGUUGUAGGAGGAAAUUGGCUCCAAUCAAGCACCGUCCACAGGGUAUGGCAUGGCGUUGCAAAAUGGAGUGAUAGCCUUCCUUCUUCAAGAUCCCUUUUACCCUGUACAAAUCUCUCACUUUACCACCAACAAAGCUCCCCCAGACCAUCACAUUGCCUCCACCAUGCUUGACAGCUGGCAUCAAGCACUCCUCCAGCAUCUUUUUAUUUGGUCUGCGUCUCACAAAUGUUAUUCUUUGUGAAUAGAACACCUCAAACUUCGAUUCGUCUGUCCAUAACACUUUUUUUUCCCAAUCUUCCUCUGUCCAGUGUCUGUGUUCUUUUGCCCAUCUUAAUCUUUUAAUAUUUAUUGGCCAGUCUUUGAUAUGGCUUUUUCUUUGCAACUCUGCCUAGAAGGUCAGCAUCCCGGAGUUGCCUCUUCACUGUUGACGCUGAGACUGGUGUUUUGUGGGUACUAUUUAAUGAAGCUGCCAGUUGAGGACCUGUGAGGCGUCUGUUUCUCAAACUAGACACUCAAAUGUAUUUGUCCUCUUGCUCAGUUGUGCACAGGGGCCUCCCACUCCUCUUUCUAUUCUGGUUAGAGCCAGUUUGCGCUGUUCUGUGAAGGGAGUAGUACACAGCGUUGUACGAGAUCUUCAGUUUCUUGGCAAUUUCUCGCAUGGAAUAGCCUUCAUUUCUCAGAACAAGAAUAGACUGAUGAGUUUCAGAAGAACUUGAUUUGUUUCUGGCCAUUUUGAGCCUGUAAUAGAACACACAAUUUCUGAUGCUCCAGAUUCUCAACUAGUCUCAAGAAGGCCAGUUUUAUUGCUUAUUUAAUCAGCACAGUUUACAGCUGUGCUAACAUAAUUGCAAAAGGGUUUUCUAAUGAUCAAUUAGCCUUUUAAAAUGAUAAACUUGGAUUAGCAAACACAACGUGCCAUUGGAACACAGGACUGAUGGUUGCUGAUAAUGGGCCUCUGUACGCCUAUGUAGAUAUUCCAUUAAAAAAAAUCAGCAGUUUCCAGCUACAAUAGACAUUUACAACAUUAACAAUGUCUACACUGUAUUUCUGAUCAAUUUGAUGUUAUUUUCAUGGACAAAAAAAUUGCUUUUCUUUUGAAAACAAGGACAUUUCUAAGUGACCCCAAACUUUUGAACGGUAGUGUAUGUCUAUUUGUGUGGGAGGAGUGGUUGUGUGAUCUAAGUCACUGCCACUAGAGAUCCUGGUUCGAAUCCAGGCUCUGUCGUAGCUGGCCGCGACCGGGAGACCCAUGGGGCGGCGCACAAUUGGCCCAGCGUCGUCCAGGGUAGGGGAGGGAAUGGCCGGCAGGGAUGUAGCUCAGUUGGUAGAGCAUGGUGUUUGCAACACCAGGGCUGUGGGUUCAAUUCCCACGGGGGGUAUAAAAAAUAAUGUAUGCACUAACUGUAAGUUGCUCUGGAUAAGAGCGUCUGCUAAAUGACUAAAAUGUAAAUGUAAAAAUGAGAAUGUGAUAUAAUUCAUAGCUGUUCUGGAAUUUGCGUGUACUAUUGAAAAUGUAGAUGUGUGGGUUUUAAUACAGCCUUUACUAUACACCAGUAGAUAAGUACAUAAGAGCCCUUUAACUGUAAUCCUGCUUACUGUAUCCAUGUCCUUUGAAUAGACCCUCCAUUGUACCCCGUAUAAUAAGCUGAUCCUCUCUAUUCACUAUGAAUAAAUGAGAUUUAGGCCAGAGCUCAUGCCAAUGUGACACAGAGAAGGGAUCAGUGUGUGUAAAACUGUUAUAGCAAUCCUAGGAGGGAGGAAGGGGUAUUCUGCUCUACAAUACUCACAUACAGUGGCUUGAGAAAGUAUUCACCUCCCUUGGCAUUUUUCCUAUUUUGUUGCCUUACAACCUGGAAUUAAAAUGGAUUUUUGCGGGGUUUAUAUCAUUUGAUUUACACAACAUGCCUACCACUUUGAAGAUGCAAAAUAUGUUUUCUUGUGAAACAAACAAGAAAUAAGACAAAAAAAAAGACAACUUGAGCGUGCAUAACUAUUCACCCCCCCAAAGUCAUUACUUUGUAGAGCCACCUUUGCAGCAAUUACAGCUUCAAGACUCUUGGGGUAUGUCUCUAUAAGCUUGGCAUAUCUAGCCACUGGGAUUUUUGCCCAUUCUUCAAGGCAAAACUGCUCCAGCUCCUUCAAGUUGGAUGGGUUCCGCUGGUGUACAGCAAUCUUUAAGUCAUACCACAGAUUCUCAAUUGGAUUGAGGUCUGGGCUUUGACUAGGCCAUUCAAAGACAUUUAAAUGUUUCCCCUUAAACCACGCGAGUGUUGCUUUAGCAGUAUGCUUAGGGUCAUUUUCCUGCUGGAAGGUGAACCUCCGUCCCAGUCUCAAAUCUCUGGAAGACUGAAACAGGUUUCCCUCAAGAAUGUCCCUGUAUUUAGCGCCAUCCAUCAUUCCUUCAAUUAUCAGUCCCUGCCGAUGAAAAACAUCCCCACAGCAUGAUGCUGCCACCCCCACGCUUCACUGUGGGGAUGAUGUUCUCGGGGUAAUGAGAGGUGUUGGGUUUGCGCCAGACAUAGCGUUUUCCUUGAUGGCCAAAAAGCUCAAUUUUAGUCUCAUCUGACCUGAGUACCUUCUUCCAUAUGUUUGGGGAGUCUCCCACAUGCCUUUUGGUGAACAUCAAACGUGUUUGCAUAUUUUUUUCUUUAAGCAAUGGCUUUUUUCUGGCCACUCUUCCGUAAAGCUCAGCUCUGUGGAGUGUGUGGCUUAAAGUGGUCAUAUGGACAGAUACUCCAAUCUCCGCUGUGGAGCUUUGCAGCUCCUUCAGGGUUAUCUUUGGUCUCUUUGUUGCCUCUCUGAUUAAUGCCCUCCUUGCCUGGUCCGUGAGUUUUGGUGGGUGGCCCUCUCUUGGCAGGUUUGUUGUGGUGCCAUAUUCUUUCAAUUUUUAAUAAUGGAUGUAAUGGUGCUCCGUGGGAUGUUCAAAGUUUCUGAUAUUUUUUGAUAACCCAACCCUGAUCUGUACUUCUCCACAACUUUGUCCCUGACCUGUUUGUAGAGCUCUUUGGUCUUCAUGGUGCCGCUUGCUUGGUGGUGCCCCUUGCUUAGUGGUGUUGCAGACUCUGGGGCCUUUCAGAACAGGUGUAAUAAUACACUGAGAUCAUGUGACAGAUCAUGUGACACUUAAAUAAAGUCCACCUGUGUGCAAUCUAACUAAUUAUGUGACUUUUGAAGGUAAUUGGUUGCACCAGAUCUUAUUUAGGGGCUUCAUAGGAAAGAGGGUGAAUACAUAUGCACGCACCACUUUUCUAUUAUUUUGUAGAAUUCUUUGAAACAAGUUAUUUUUUUCAUUUCACUUCACCAAUUUGGACUAUUUUGUGUAUGUCCAUUACAUGAAAUCCAAAUAAAAAUCAAUUUAAAUUACAGGUUGUAAUGCAACAAAAUAGGAAAAAUGCCAAGGGGGAUGAAUACUUUUGCAAGGCACUGUAAACCUGACAGUACAGGCGAAUCAAUCCACCUCCACAGCAUGCCCUAAGUCACCUAUUUUUAAUCUUUGUUUUACAAUCAAUCAAAGCAUAGAUUUCAAAUGUUAAAUGUUAGCGCUCUGUUAAACCUUGUCCAGUUUAUUUGAAAAAAUAUGGAUUAAGAUAUUUUGAAGGGGUAAAAAAAAAGAUGACCAGUUCAGAAUUCUUUGAUUGUCUAAAAAAGUCUUAACUGUUGUAACGACUCACUAGGCAUGGCUGGUAGGAAGGCAUCGAGGAGGAACAAUGACAGAAGUCCAACACACAGGGGCACAGUUUAAACCAGGCUAGGCUGGCAUAUUUAUUCAAAAUUAAAGGUUCACAAAGCUGGUUCUCAAACAUUAACUGAACACAAAACACUCUCCCACUCACCUUAACUGAACCCAGAGUUAGUCUUAACUUUAAAGAAAACUAGAUGAGCUGCUACCCAGCUUACCACCUUCACUUGUAGUCCAUUCACUUCUUCCUUUGGCGACCACAAUGUCCAGGGCUUCAAACAGAUGUCUAUAGCGCUCAGCGUCCAGCUAGGAGUUCCCUCGUGCUGAACUAAAGCAGGCCCUUAAAUUUCCUCAGCUGCGUUGCAGCCUAACGAGGCCGAGUGGCCUCAGGUGUAGGCGUAGCCCUGCAGCCUAGCUUGCUGCCGGCUACAAUGCUGGUUGUGGGGCGUGGCUCACGCUCCAAACAGUGGCUUUCCCCGCCCACAUCACCGGGGCGCCACACUGUAGAUAAUCGAAGGUUAGACCCCCACCAUACAUAGUGUAAAUGAGCCGACAGACACAGUAGGUAGGGACACAGAUAGGAUUUUAAUUACAUGACUGUGAUUAUGAUGAGGCCCACAGUGUUAAAUCUUCUCCAGGGUGCGUGUCACUAGGUAAGGGUCCGCAUUAGCACGUUGAAGCACUAAAAGUAUCCCCAUAUGGAAUCUUUAUUCCUAAAUGGCCCAGAAUGCAUCCCAAAUGGCACUCUACUACCUUUAUAGUGCAUACAUUUUGACCAGAGCCUAUGCACCCUGGUCAAAGGCCUAUAUCCUAUAUAGUGCACUACUUUUGACCAGAGCCCUAUGCACACUAAAAAGAGUACCAUUUGACCCAGUGAAUGUGACCUACUGCCAAACCUUACAUGAGGUUACCAGUUCCUGAGACUUUGGGUCAUCCCAUCCUCAUCAGCUCAGCACGGUGCUACAUGUUACACGCUACAUGCUAGCCAGGCAUUAAUCUGUCCUGCCCUGAUGGCUGGUGCUCUACUGACUUAGUCCCUACUGCCGUGUUGAUCCAGAGGCAACACUUGCCAGGAUGUGGGAUUACCACGUAGGGAUAGCCAGCGAUUUACCUUGCCACUCUGCACAGUUUUGGGGCAAUUUAGUAGCGGAGGCACCCAUCGGAGAGAGAGGUCUUGUCUGUCUGUGGCGGUGGAGGACAGAGAAAGACAGGAGUGCAGUAGUCAGUCAAAGCAUGCAGCGACAGAGUGCAGACAGACACAAUUUUCGACUAACUUGGAGACACCAGAGUUGCAGCAGUCAGCAUCUUACAGACACAGUUCUCUACAUACUUAUGUUGCAGUCAUCUAAUUGAGCUGCCCUUGUCUUCUCUGGGUACCAGAACACCUACACCAACGCAGACAAGCUCCUGGAGGCGGCCGAGCAGCUGGCCCAGACUGGGGAAUGUGACCCGGAGGAGAUCUAUAAAGCAGCGCGGCACCUGGAGGUCAGGAUCCAAGACUUUGUCCGGCGGGUGGAGCAGAGGAAACUGCUGCUGGACAUGUCUGUCUCCUUCCACACCCACACCAAGGAGGUAAGACCUUUGACCCCUGACCUGCAUGACCUGCAGGAUGGAUCACGUUCUAUGUCAGGGAAGUUCUGGGGUUCAGUGACCCAUUUUUUAUGUAUGCAUAGUAUGGGACAAUAGAAUGGGAUUGGAUGUGGUAGGACGCAGUCGCUAUCUGUUUCCUUCUGCACCCACACUAAAGAUGUAGGAGCCCUGACCUGACCUGCAUGAUGGAUCACUCUACCUUUCUUUAAGAGCAGUGACUUGUCACAGGGUUGAGGCUUGGGGUGGCUUGGUUUAUGUCACUGAUCACUGCAGACAGACAGACAGACAAACAGACAGACAGGGCAUACAUACCAGUCAUUCACAGAGGAUCGCACCCAAAUUAGUUAGCGCAGCCUGAUCUAUGCCAGAUGUGAGAGGCCCACCUGGGCACCCUAUUCCCUAUAUAGUGCACUACAAUAGCCCACAUCCCUGGUCAAAAGUAGUGCACUAUAAAAGGAAUAGGGUGCGAAUCGGGAUGCAAAUUCUGUCUCUGUGAGGGCUACUUCACAGACCUACCAUCAUCUCCCCUAUACUAAUGGCCCCUAAUCUUAAACUCUUUAAAAUCAUAGUGUCCAAAUGUUAUUUUUGACUUUGAACCUGAUUUUGUGAUGUUCAGAAAUUCACAGAUCUCUCUCUCUCUCUCCCUCUCUCUCUCUCUCUCUCUCUCUCUCUCUCUCUCUCUCUCUCUCUCUCUCUCUCUCUCUCUCUCUCUCUCUCUGUAUAUAUAUUUAUAUAUACAGUACCAGUCAAAAGUUUGGACACACCUACUUAUUCCAGGGUUUUUCUUUAUUUUUACUAUUUUCUACAUUGUAGAACAAUAGUGAAGACAUCAAAACUAUGAAAUAACACACAUGGAAUCAUGUAGUAACCAAAAAAGUGUUAAACUAAUUUAUUUGAGAUUUGAGAUUUUUCAAAGUAGCCACCCUUUGCCUUGAUGACAGCUUUGCACACUCUUGGCAUUCUCUCAACCAGCUUCAUGAGGUAGCCACCUGGAAUGUGUUUCAAUUAAAAGGUGUGCCUUGUUAAAAGUUAAUUUGUGGAAUUUCUUUCCUUCUUAAUGUGUUUGAGCCAAUCAGUUGUGUUGUGACAAGGUAGGGGUGGUAUACAGAAGAUAGCCCUAUUUGGUAAAAGACCAAGUCCAUAUUAUGGCAAAAACAGCUCAAAUAAGCUAAGAGAAAUUACAGUCCAUCAUUACUUUAAGACAUGAAGGUCAGUCAAUCCAGAAAAUGUCAAGAACUUUGAAAGUUUCUUCAAGUGCAGUCACAAAAACCAUCAAGCGCUAUGAUGAAACUGGCUCUCAUGAGGACUGCCACAGGAAAUGAAGACUCAGAGUUACCUCUGCUGCAGAGGAUAAGUUCAUUAGAGUUAAGUGCACCUCAGAUUGCAGCCCAAAUAAACGCUUCACAGAGUUCAAGUAACAGACACAUCUCAACAUCAACUGUUCAGAGGAGGCUGCAUGAAUCAGGCCUUCAUGGUCGAAUUGCUGCAAAGAAACCACUACUAAAGGACACCAAUAAGAAGAAGAGACUUGCUUGGGCCAAGAAACACAAGCAAUUGACAUUAGACCGGUGGAAAUCUGUCCUUUGGUCUGAUGAGUCCAAAUUUGAGAUUUUUGGUUCCAACCACUGUGUCUUUGUGAGACGCAGAGUAGGUGAACGGAUGAUCUCCGCAUGUAUGGUUCCCACCAGGAAGCAUGGAGGAGGAGGUGUGAUGGUGUGGGGGUGCUUUGCUGGUGACACUGUCUGUGAUUUAUUUUAGAAUUCAAGGCACACUUAACGAGCAUCGCUACCACAGUAUUCUGCAGCGACACACCAUCCCACCUGGUUUGCGCUUAGUGGGACUAUCAUUUGUUUUUCAACAGGCCAAUGACCCAAAACACACCUCCAGGCUGUUUAAGGGUGAUUUGACCAAUAAGGAGUGUGAUGGAGUGCUGCAUCAGAUGACCUGGCCUCCACAAUCCCCCGACCUCAACCCAAUUGAGAUGGUUUGGGAUGAGUUGGACCGCAGAGUGAAGGAAAAGCAGCCAACAAGUGCUCAGCAUAUGUGGGAACUUCUUCAAGACUGUUGGAAAAGCAUUCCUCAUGAAGCUGGUUGAGAGAAUUCCAAGAGUGUGCAAAGCUGUCAUCAAUGCAAAGGGGGGCUAUUUUGAAGAAUCUCAAAUAUAUUUUGAUUUGUUUAACACUUUUUGGGUUACUACAUGAUUCCAUAUGUGUUAUUUAAUAGCUUUGAUGUCUUCACUAUUAUUCUACAAUGUAGAAAAUUGUAAAAAUAUAGAAAAACCCUUGAAUGAGUAGGUGUGUCCAAACUUUUGACUGGUAGUGUAUAUUACUGAACAAAGGGGAUGGAUGUGAUAGAUUACCCUAGACAGCGUGUUGUACUACCUUCUUCCCCUAGCAGCUCUUCAGCGUGUAGUGCACUACCUAUGGGCCCUGGUCAAAAGUAGUGCACUUUAAAAGUAAUAUGGUACCAUUUUCUAUCCCCUUAUUGAGGCACUCCUUUGAGCACUGGGACAGGAGGAAGAUGUAUAGGGUGUAAGCUGGGCUGGCUGACCACUACUUAUUGAGGUCUUCUGAUUUGACUGAUCCAUCCUACCCACCAUUCCCAAGCCAGAGUCAUUAUCCUGUGCUGCGGAGUACCAUGAUUCAUCUGUGGAACUUUGGAGCAGUGUGGAGGAUAUUUGUUUGGUUCAGUUCUCCUAAUGGAGCCAUCAUUCACUAGCUACACACACACAUACAUACACAUAAUUCGUGAGCUAGUCCCAGUUAUAUAUGGAGGUGGGAGUGUGGUUUUAGGAGUCACAGCUGUUCCACACAGUGUAGAGCAGAGGGUGACUCAGGAGAGUGAUUGUGUGAAGUAUCUUAGCGGCACAGUCUCACUAAUGGGAAUACAAAUGGCAAUGAUUUGAAAAUCACACAUUUUAUGGGGAAUAUACAGUAUACAGUGCCUUGCAAAAGUAUUCAUCCCCCUUAGCGUUUUUCCUAUUUUGUUGCAUUAUAACCUGUAAUUUAAAUGGAUUUUUAUUUGGAUUUCAUGUAAUGGACAUACACAAAAUAGUCCAAAUUGGUGAAGUGAAAUGAAAAAAAUCAUUUAAAAAUAAAUAACGGAAAAGUGGUGCGUGCAUAUGUAUUCACCCCCUUUGCUAUGAAGCCCCUAAAUAAGAUCUGGUGCAACCAAUUACCUUCAGAAGUCACAUAAUGAGUUAAAUAAAGUCCACCUAUGUGCAAUCUAAGUGUCACAUGAUCUGUCACAUGAUCUCAGUACAUAUACACCUGUUCUGAAUGGCCCCGGUGUCACGAUCGUUGGAGGAAGUGGACCAAUGCGCAGCGUGAUGAGUGAACAUACCUUUAAUUUGAUUCACCACACGAAACAAAACAACAAAACGAUACGUGAAGUCCUAGGUAACAGACACAAACCAUACACGGAACAAGAUCCCACAAAACACUGUGGAAAACAGGCUGCCUAAGUAUUCUUCCCAAUCAGAGACAACAAGCAACAGCUGAUACUCGUUGCCUCUGAUUGAGAACCACCCCGGCCAACACAGAAACACAUGAGCUAGAUAAUCAACCUAGAACACAAAACACAUAGAAACAACACACCCUGGCUCAACAUAACAGAGUCCCAGAGCCAGGGCGUGACACCCGGAGUCUGCAACACCACUAAGCAAGGGGCACCACCAAGCAAUCGGCACCAUGAAGACCAAAGAGCUCUACAAACAGGUCAGGGACAAAGUUGUGGAGAAGUACAGAUCAGGGUUGGGUUAUCAAAAAAUAUCAGAAACUUUGAACAUCCCACGGAGCACCAUUACAUCCAUUAUUAAAAAUUGAAAUAAUAUGGCACCACAACAAACCUGCCAAGAGAGGGCCGCCCACCAAAACUCAUGGACCAGGCAAGGAGGGCAUUAAUCAGAGAGGCAACAAAGAGACCAAAGAUAACCCUGAAGGAGCUGCAAAGCUCCACAGCGGAGAUUGGAGUAUCUGUCCAUAGGACCACUUUAAGCCGUACACUCCACAGAGCUGGGCUUCACAGAAGAGUGGCCAGAAAAAAGCCAUUGCUUAAAGAAAAAAAAUAAGCAAACACGUUUGGUGUUAGCCAAAAGGCAUGUGAGAGACUCCCCAAACAUAUGGAAGAAGGUACUCUGGUCAGAUGAAACUAAAAUUGAGCUUUUUGGCCAUCAAGGAAAAUGCUAUGUCUGGCGCAAACCCAACACCUCUCAUCACCCCGAGAACACCAUCCACACAGUGAAGCAUGGUGGUGGAAGCACCACCUUGAGGGAAACCUGUUUCAGUCUUCCAGAGAUUUGAGACUGGGACGAGGUUCACCUUCCAGCAGGACAAUGACCCUAACCAUACUGCUAAAGCAACACUCGAGUGGUUUAAGGGGAAACAUUUAAAUGUCUUGGAAUGGCCUAGUCAAAGCCCAGACCUCAAUCCAAUUGAGAAUCUGUGGUAUGACUUAAAGAUUGCUGUACACCAGCGGAACCCAUCCAACUUGAAGGAGCUGGAGCAGUUUUGCCUUGAAGAAUGGGCAAAAAUCCCAGUGGCUAGAUGUGCCAAGCUUAUAGAGACAUACCCCAAGAGACUUGCAGCUGUAAUUGCUGCAAAAGGUGGCUCUACAAAGUAUUGACUUUGGGGGGUGGGGGGGAGGGGGGGGGUUGGUGAAUAGUUAUGCACGCUCAAGUUUUCAGUUUUUUUGUCUUAUUUCUUGUUUGUUUCACAAUAAAAAAUAUUUUGCAUCUUCGAAGUGGUAGGCAUGUUGUGUAAAUCAAAUGAUAUAAACCCCACAAAAAUCAAUUUUAAUUCCAGGUUGCAAGGCAACAAAAUAGGAGAAUGCCAAGGGGGGUGAAUACUUUCGCAAGCCACUGUAUACGGCUGAUAUUAAACUGUUUGCUACAAUUCUUAAGUCUCCACCUUGUACUAUUUCCAACAGCCCACUCUGCAGUCUUUUCCAAAGCCGAUUUGUGUUAUUCACUGUGUUCUCAGUAUAGGUUCAGCUUACCUGACUGGCUUUCUCGUGUCUACAUGAUGCAGUAUGGUAGAUUGCUUAUGGAUAAUGAUGGGAUCCGUGGGAUCACUCUGGCAGUCAACAGUAGAUAUUUUUAUUGGAGUUAAGCAAAGGGAAGUGGUAAAGCCGUGGGACACCAGAGCUGGAUAUGAAGUAGUGGUCACACCCAAAAUGCCACACCGAAAAAGUGGCCUCCACUUAGACACCUCAGGGCUGCAUCCUACAUGGCACCCUAUCCCCUAUAUAGUGCACUACACUCUUACAAAAAAGGGUUCCAAAAAGGUUAUUCAACUGUCCCCAUAGGAGAACCCUUUUGAGUUCCAUGUAGAACCCUCUACGUGGAACCAAAAUAGGUUCUACCUGGAACCAAAAGGGUUCUUCCUGGAACCAAAAAGGGUUCUUCAAAGGGUUCUCCUAUGGGGACAGCCGAAGAAUCCCUUUAGGUUCUAGAUAGCACAAUUUUUUAUAAGAUCGUACUUUUGACCAGUCCUAUGGUUGACCAUAUAGGCCCUGGUCAAACGUAGUGCACUAUGGAGGGAAUAGGGUGCCAUUUGAGACGUAGACCAGACCAGGAAAUGUUGUUGGACUCUGAUAGAACUGAAACUCAUUGUCUUUUUUUAAUACUUUAUGUUUUGGGCUUUUAAGGGGCUCUGAGAGCUUGCGCUGAAGAAAAAAACAAACCUGUGCUAAGAAUGGCCUGAGAUAAGACUCCUAGAGUCUGAUUGUUAUCCUGAAAGCCAAGGCCAAAUCCAUUAUUAAUGUAGAGACCAAGAUGCACCCCAAACUGCACUCUUUUUCCUAUGAAGUGCAGUUCAAAACUCACUUUAUAGGGCUGGUCAGUAGUAGUGGUCUACGGAGAUGGCAUUGCUUUUUAAAAGCCUAAUGACACGAAAUAGCCAGAUUACCGAGGGCACACUCACUGCAUCAGAUGCUUCACUAAUGCCACCAAAUCCCUAUCAAUACCGGCUCAACGGACAAUUACUGACAACUUUCCACUUAGUGUUACUCGCUUGAUGUGGUGUUCCAAGGGGAAGUUUUGUUGAUUGUAUUUUCUCAUCUCACGUAAAAGAAAACGAUGCACUCCGCCGAGCAUGUUUGAUUUACGAAGGGGUAAUCACUCCUCCUUAAUGUAUGAAUCUUUUUCAUUUUCCUAAUCUGCUUUUUCCUCGGCUGCCUCCGCCUUCUGCUCGCUCUUAUGGUUUUAUCUUUAUAUCGAUUUACGUUUAAUAUACUUUCUACCAGACUAACAGAAAGCAGCAAUUAGCUAAAAGAAAGAAGGUUUCAGUCUGCUGUGCUGUGUGAGCUGAAAGAGACUAAUUUGCAUUCUGGACUGUGGUCUACAUGGAGACAUGGUGUGCAUCCCAAAUGGCACCCUAUUUCCCUUUAUAGCGCACUACUUUUCACCAGUUUCCAUACUUUUGACCAUGGGCUCUGGUCAAAAGUAGUGCACUUUAUAGGGAUAGAGUGCCAUUUGGGACUUAGCCAUGAGUGCUCGGUCGGACUGCACCAUCAAACAGAUGAGGAAAGCAAUCAGAGCCAUGAUUUAGCAAUCACAGAGAGGGACUGUUGGAAAGCCUCUCUCUGUCCGCCACAUGUUCACUCAGGGCAAUAUUAUGAGAUAUGGUUGGGACAAGGCUUUUCCCAAAUGGCAACCGAUUCCCUACAUAGUGCACUACCUGUAGAGGUCCAAACGGCUCAUUUAAGUGUUCGUUUAGGCUGCUUGAUGUUGGCACACUCUAGCUGUGUCCCAAAUGGCAACCUAUUCCCUAUGGGCCCUGGUCAAAAGUAAUGCAGUGCACUAUAUAGUGAAUAUGUGUCAUUUGGGACGCAAACUAAAUGUAUGAGGAGGAUACUUAACUCUAUGGACUCCACAUGAAACAUAGAAUAUUGAUAUGCUCUCAGAGAAUGUUCUAAGUGCCUUUUGAGUGGAACAUUUACAUUGAGCGCCCCCAAAUUCAUUCCGAUGCAGGUGUUUUAGUGUUGAUCAGAUAUAGUGUAAAUGAGCUAUAGUAAUUUAAUAAUUAAUCAUUUAGUAAUUUCGGUCAAAUAUAGUGUAAAUGUAGGUGCUAUAAUUUAAUAUAGGAUUACAAACCCAGGAUUAAAACUAUUAAGCACAACCUAUUUCACCCUAAUCCCAUGUCUUAAUUCAGAUUCAUGAUGAAAUCUGUGUAAGUGUGCCGUGUGUGUUUGUACAGUAUAUUCUAUUACAGUAUUACAAACCUGGGAUUACAAAUAUUAUGCACAACCUAUUUCACCCUAAUCCUAUGUCUAAUCCUAAUUCAGGUUUAUGGUGAAAUCUGUGUGUAAAUGUGUGGUAGCUGUUUGUGCUGGUCAUGCCCAGUGCAGCACAACACAGCCAGGAUCCUUUAGCUACAGCAGCAGACACACAGAGAAGCAUGUUUAAUUCUGAGCGAGCUCAGAUCAGUCAUGGGGAGCAGUUACCAUGGGAACCACCAAGAUGGCAACGCCACUCUCUGCUUUAUGAUUUUUCUUAACCGUUUGCAACACAGAGAAUUCCCUCUGUAUGUGUAUAUAGUCACAAUCAUGAGUGAAGAGAGGCAUUUUUCUCAGCAAAACUACUUGGAAAUGUACUGGUUCUAGUGAAAAUGAUGACAGUGGAUAUGUCCCAAAUGGCACCCUAUUCCCUAUACAGUGUACUACCUUUGACCAGAGCCCUAUAGGAAUAUGGAUAGGGUCCUGGUCAAAAUGAGUGCCCUAUAAAGGGAAUAGGUUGCCAUUUGGGAUGCAGACAGUAUCUCACUGGAGGGAGAUGAUGACAUUAGUAUCCUGAAGUGUUCUUUUGUGCACCAUUCUUUAAGAAUGUGGUUCCUGGAAUACAAUUUGUCUGUUAGUGUUCGUUAAUUGUGUCAUACUAGAUCUUAUCAUUGUACUUAUCUGAUUCAAUGAUUAGGCUAUGCUUGUUUUGUCUCCCUCAUUGCAGUGUUUCAAACAACACUUGAGCACCCACUACAACGAGAGCACUUGUAGUGCUCUCGUUGUAGUGCUCUCCAUCUUGAGUCAUCUCCAUCUUGAGUCAUCUCAUCUUGAGUCAUCUCCAUCUUCCAAUUAUUUUAUUAUCUAUGGAGGAACACUUAGCAAGCAGUAAAUACAUGCAUCAUUUUAUGGCUUGCUGCACUAGGGGUAAAAUGCUGUUAUUGUCAUGGCUAAAAUAAUUAAACUCUCCAUACUAGAUAAACUGUUAUGAGUGUAACUCAUUUCACACGCGCGCGUGCGCGUGCACACACACACACACACUGCACCCUGAGAGAGAGAGAAGGGCAGAGCAGCAUUACUUUUACCAUAAUGUCCUAUGAAUAUGCUUUGAGGAACAGCAGGCCUAGCAGGCCAAAGCUAUGUCCAGCAAGUUAAUUUUUAUAUAAAUGGAAAAAACCUCAACAGUGCAUCUCAGAAGAGCUCUAACUAACUACAAAUAGUGAGAAAGUCUGCGUCCCAAAUGGGUAUGGGCCCUGGUAAAAAGUAGUUAACUAUAUAUAGGGAAUAGGCAAUAGGGUUCCAUUUGGGAUGCAGUCUUGUCAAGCUAGCGUGUGUGCUGAUACUGAAAUUAUGAUGAAGCAGGUGCUGAACUUUGCGAUUCAUUUCCCCCUCAACACAAUCUCCUGCCAAUUUACUUGGAUUAUGCUUCAGGUGAUGUGUGUAAUUGUAUAUUCAAGCUCCUGUUCCCUCACUGAAAUAUUAAAGUGGGGGUAAUUUUUUUCGGAUGAAAAAUUAAAACAUCUGUAUAUUUGGAGAAAUGUCCGUCUAUUUUCGGUGCGUUUUGAGAGCAGUUCUCUAAUUGUGGAGAUGGAAAUUGAUUUAUUUAUUUCCCACUGUCAAACAAUUAGUCUAAAGAGAGAUACAGUAUAUGCUGAGUACUCCUCCUGCAUAUGUAUUAUACAUAUGAAGCAAAACCGAAAGGUUAUUGUCUAUUUUACUAAGUGAAUGCAUUACUAUUGCUGCUUAAAGUUUCACCCAUUGUAUCCUUUACAGUCUGACCCACAAGGUGUGAGUAUGUUGUUUUGUGUUGUGUUACAUCUCUCUCGGGCUAAGACUGGUCCCAGCGCGCUCGCGGAGGGUAGACGGAGACGUAGACGCUCCUUAGCUCAUCUCUUCUUCUCACUAGCUCUAUAGAGAGGGUGUCUCUCUCUCUCUCGCUCUCUCCCUCCACUCUAUCAUACUCUCUCUCUCUCUCCCUACUCUCACUCUCUCUUUCUCCACCCACUCUCAUCUCACUUUCUCCCUCCAUUCCUCCCUCCAGUUGUGGACAUGGAUGGAGGACCUGCAGAAGGAGCUGUUGGAGGAAGUGUGUUCAGACUCGGUGGAGUCAGUCCAGGAGCUCAUCAAGCAGUUCCAGCAGCAGCAGACGGCCACCCUGGAGGCUACGCUCAACGUCAUCAAGGAGGGAGAGGACCUCAUCCAGCAGCUCAGGUCAGUGUUGUAUGUGCUACAUGUAGGGUGAAGUUGCCCCUAGAUGCUGAUCUUGGGUCAGUUUUACAUUUCCCCCACUAAUGGUUAAGGUUAGGAAUAGGGGAAACUUCACCCCGGAGUGUGCUACAGAGGCCUCCACCAGUUUUGCCUAUUAGACCAUUAUGAAUAAAAUUACAUGGAUGGGGGGGACCUGAUCCUAGAUCAGCACUCCUACUUUGAGAUGAUUUUACGGUACACUCUUAGAAAAAAGGGUUCCAAAAGGGUUAUUCAGCUGUCCCCAUGGGAGAACCCAUUUUGGUUCCAGGUAGAACUCUUUUCGGUUCCAUGUAGAACCCUCUGUGAAAAGGGUUCUACCUGGAACCAAAAACGGUUCUUCAAAGGGUUCUCCUAUGGGGACAGCCGAAGAACCCUUUAAGGUUCUACUGUAGAUAGCACCUUUUUUCUAAGAGUGUACUGUCAAGAGCGAUGGAAAUAUGAUGCCAUUUCACUGCAGUCAUCAAAACUCACUCGCUUGUUUUAUGGGCCACAGGUCCUUGUGUGGGAGAAAGUGUAAAGUGUCAGAGACCAUAUAUAGACUGCUGCAUUAUAAGGCUGAGUCCCAAAUGGCAUCCUAUAGGGUGCCAUUUGGGACACAGACUAAGUCCAAUACUACAUUGUGAUAGGUGUUGUAUUGCUAAUCCACUCCAGGGGCAGGUGUGUUAACCUUACUGCAGUGGGCUAAAUCAGGGUCACACAGAGUGUUUCUUGGUAGUCUUAAACAAAUCUACUUUGAAACAAAAGUAUACACCUCACACACAUGGUUAUGGGCUUAACAAAAAUAAGACACCUGUACCAUGUCAGAUAUAGGGCUCUAUUUUCGGCUGGUGUUAAGUUUGCAAUUUCAUCAUGUAAAAACUGCCGCUGCCAUUUACCAGCCCUAACGCCAGGUUUGGCAAUUUACCUGUCUUAUAUCAGCUCGCUUGCACUCAGAUGGUUGGGGUGGAAAUAUUUGAGGUGUUUCCUUAAAAACAUGAUACAAAGUUCUCAUUUCAGGCAGCGCUGACAGGGAUAUUUAAGACCAACCAAAAGCUGGUUUUAGCAGUAACGCAGUUGGUUAUGGCAUGACUUUUCACAGCUGAAACACAGCCUAUCCAGCCGUGAUGCUGAUUGCCCAUAUGCGCAUGGAACAAGAGUAGCCCAAUGUGCUUUUGGUGCCUGUAUACUUUGUAUUUAGAAACAAAAUGUUUUUUCCCACUUCGUUUUAUUUGAUUAAAUACUAAGCAUAGCCUCCCCUCCUCUCAAUUAAGGCUUUUUUUGUCUGCCCAAUGCAACCGCGAAGUAGUCAAGACUGUCGAUAAAGGGUUUGGCUCCUGAGACUGCUUGAAAAUAAAUCUUAAUCACCAAAGCUUUAUUAAAAUAUCAAGUAUGAGAGGAGUGAAACAGUGAGCUGACAUUCCCUUUUUAUCUAUGUAUUGUAGGAAGGCCUACAUUAUUUUAGCCAUGCAGGUCCCGUUUUGGACGUGCGUAAAACCCCUACCAUGAUGUAGGCUACGUGUCCAUGCCCAUCAUGAAACGAGAGAUGAGUACCUCGGUGAAUACCGGGGAACCUCGUAUUUAGAAGUAACUGUAUCUGUAACCUGUAAAAAUUGCUUGUUUUUUGUUUCAUAUGUUCAAAACCCAAGCCCUCCCUUACUAUAACGAAGGCUGGUUCAACAGCAAUGUCUUUUUUAUCCUGGCAAUUGUAUGACAUCAUUACAUUUUACAACAUUUUGUUGUUGUUGUUAAUUUGCUGUUGAAGCCAUGCAAUUACUUAGAACAAUGUGGACUGCAAAUGGGUUCAAGUUAACAUAUUUAGCAAAGAUACUGUAGGUCUACAUUUUGUUAUUUCGUUUCUGUAAGCCUUUUAAAAAACUAUAACGGACUAACAUUGGAAUUGGAGUUGAUUCCAAGGCAAUACAUAAAAGAUUGUAAAUACACAACUUGAAGCAACCACAUAUUUCUGAUUGGCCAGUUAGCGGUGAUAGUGAAAAUAGUGAAAAUAUUUCUGACACUAGGUGAUUUGACUGCAGGAAAGGACUACAGUGCCUUUACAGUGAGGGCAAUUAGGGUAAUCCAUAGAGCUGCUUCGUUUAUUACAUAUUUUACAACCUCUCUAAUUGAACACUAACACCAUGACAAUUUACGCCUAUUUUGUUGAUGAUAUUUGGGUGGUGUCCCAAAUAGGACCCUAUUCCCUAUAGGGCACUACUAGUCCUAGCGGCCCUGGUCAAAGCUAGUGCCUUAUAAAGGGAUAAUAGGGUGCCAUUUGAGCCGCGGCCUUAUUACUGCCCAUCUCACAGCUCAGGUUUCUCUCUCUCUCUCUCUCUCUCUCUCUCUCUCUGUCUGUCUCUGUCUGUCUCUCUUUCUCUCUCUCUCUUUCUCUCUCUCUCUCUCUGUCUCUGUCUCUCUCUCUCUCUCUCUCUCUCUCUCUCUCUCUCUCUCUCUCUCUCUCUCUCUCUCACCUUUUUUCACACUCUCUCUCCCUCUCUCACUCUCCCUCUCUCUCUGGGCUCCAGGGACGCUGCCAUGUCCACCAACAAGAUGCCCCACAACAGCUCCAUCGCCCACAUUGAGAGUGUCCUGCAGCAGCUGGACGAGGCCCAGGGCCAGAUGGAGGAGCUGUUCCAUGAGAGGAAGAUCAAGCUGGACAUCUUCCUGCAGCUACGCAUCUUUGAGCAGUACACCAUCGAGGUGUGUGGGUGGAAAACGGGUGGAAACGGGGGAGGGGAGGCAUUCCCAGGGGAAAGGGGGGAGAGGGGGCUCAGGUGGCCGGUCGAUUGGGGGGGGGGGCUACUGUGUACUGUGUCCAUCUGCUGGCCACACUGUAAUCUAAUGAUCCUAGUGUAAGGCUUUGAGAGACCUAAUGUCAGUUGACUUUGAUAGAUAACUGUGUAUGUAGUCCCAGUGCAGUGCUGCUCUCUAGUAUGUCCUAGGCCUGAGACGUGCAGUGAAUUACCAAUGGGUUUGUGUUAUGCAAUGGUGUCAUUAUGAACUAUAAUAUGGGGAGAGCUAUAUACUGUUCUUAUAAAUGUACAGUAUGCCUAAGGGAAGCGAUUUGGUUAUGUUACUGUUUCACAAUAUAAUCUAAGCUGCACAUAAUGACUUAAUGACAUAAGACUCUCAGUGUAUCAAGCAUCUCAGAGUAGGAGUGCUGAUCUAGGAUCAGUUUAGCCUUUUAGAUCAUAAUGAAUAACAUUACAUGGACAGAGGGGACCUGAUCCUAGACCAGUACUCCUACUCUGAGAUGCUUGAAACAUACGGCCCCAGGUGUGCCAUGCAGGUGUAACACUAACAACAUUGUUAACCUCUGACCUUUGCCCUCUGCUCUCCCUGCAGGUGACGGCGGAGCUGGAUGCGUGGAACGAAGACCUUCUGCGCCAGGUGAACGACUUCAACUCGGAGGACCUGACCCUGGCCGAGCAGCGGCUGCAGCGCCACACGGAGCGCAAGCUGGCCAUGAACAACAUGACCUUCGAGGUGAUGCAACAGGGACAGGACCUUCACCAGUACAUCAUGGAGGUCCAGGCCUCAGGUAAGACUGACAGCCACUCAUAUUGCACGGUGAUAGGGGAUACACUCUACUGCAUCUCUUUUGCUCCCGAAGGACACUCUUGUCAUUGGAUGUUUCUAUUGUACAUGAUCUAAAGAUUGUAUAACUCACAUGGUAUGUAACUCUGCCAUUAAGAGUCUAGAGCCAUGUAACAGGGCUAGGCGUAGAAUGGGUUCAGAGAGAGGGACAGGAGAGUAAAUGGGUAGGUUUGCUGCCCUGCCAACUCAGAGAGGGAAGCGGUCCACCCACCGACCACCUGACUUGGGCUCAUGUGGAAGGAGCUGAUAGCAGUGAGGGAGGGAGGGAGGGUGGGUGGCAGCAGUAACAGUUCAGAGGGGCCAAGUCUUAUCUGGACAGCUGUGGAGUUCACCAUCUGGAGAGAGGGAGAGGAGUCAGGAAUUAGGUUUAAAAAGCAAGGCUUUCUUUCCCCCUCAGCACAAUCCUCUUACCUUCCUCACUGCACUGCAUGAAGCUUAAUACUAGGCCUGGGCUGCAUCCCAAUGGCACUCUGGGAAAAGCACUCAAUCUGGGCCACCCUCGUGUGCCCUUCAUGGACUGUGUGGACUGUGACAUCCCCCUCAGUCCUGACCAAUGGAGACUUAAGCCCUCCAAAGGUGUGGGCUGGGCUCUCGACAAUAUUUCACCCUGGAAGAUGAAAUUAGCCCAGUGUAGGGUCACAUUUUAUACUGUACAGUAUAGACAUUUUUAUUGAUGUUUUUUGGAGUGGUACACCUCCUCACUAUGUCUACGUCCCAAAUGGUGCCCUAUUCCUUUUGAAGUACACUACUUUUGACCAGGGUGCAUAUGACUCUAGUCAAAAGUAGUGCGUUAUAAAGGGAAUAGGGUGCCAUUUGGAACACAAAUAUUGUUUUCUUUUCUCAUCAGAUACACUUGAUAACCCUGUGGUUUUGGGUAAUCACAGUAAUCAUUUAAUUAGACAUUGAAGUGAAGUGUUGUCUUUUUAAGUCGGGUGAUUUAAUUCAUUGAGAAAAAACACGGCAGAUAGAAAAUAGCAGGUGUUCAUUGGAGAAGGACUUGUGCACUAGCUCCACCUAGUGGUACAGUUUAUAUCACCUUCCUCAUUGAUCCCACAUACAAGACUGUAACCACCAAUUGGAUAUCGUGAAAUUGGGGAGAAAAAGGGGUAAAAAGUACAAACAACUACAAAUACUGUAGGUCCUCAGUCACUCCUAUUGCACGGUGAUAGGUGAAACACUCAACUGUAUGGCUGCAUUCCAAAUGGCACCCCAUUCCCUGUAUAGUGUACAACUUUUCAACUGGGCCACUAGGGCUGUCAACAGUAAUGCUAACCAUGUCAUUGGAUUUAGGGUAAAAGUUCAGUGAAAAAAAUACGAAAAGAUUGCGAAUCCAUUCAGUUUUCCACGUUAAUUCAACACCGUCACAUUGAAUUAUUUUGUUGAAAUAACAUGGAAACAACAUUGUUUCAACCAGUUUGCCAGAAAACAAGACAAAUGCAUAGCUUCAUUUAUGGUAUGUAACUAUUUGUGACUGUAUGGUUUCAUGUGGUAAUGACCAUAGUCCUGUGUGGUGUUCUAGGCAUUGAGUUGACUGGGGAGAAAGAGGUGGAUCUGGCCACUCAGGUCCAGGAGCUGCUGGAGUUCCUCCAUGAGAAGCAGCAUGAGCUGGACGUCAGCGCUGACCAGACCCAGAAGAGACUGCAGGAGUGUCUGCAGCUCCGCCACCUGCAGUCAGAGGUCAAACAGGUGGGUGUACUCACACGCUUAUAUUGUAUAGGGGUAACGAGGGUGAACUGGGCUGGUGAGAGUCUCCAACACACACACUUGCGCACACACACAUGCUCACUCGCUUGCAGGCGCACACACACACGCAAACCCACGCGCGCAAAUACACACACACACACACAUCCACCCAGCAGAAAACACCCUACAUCAAACAGUCAGUGUGAGUGCAUGGCUGCCAGCAGUGGUUCAAUAUUUGAUCAAUGACUGGCUUGUAUCAGCUGCUUGGUGAAGACAGCUUUUCACUCCUCUCAAACAUGUUUUUGCCGACUUAUCUGCUUGUAUGGCCUAGAGUAAAAUGUCAAGUCAAUGUAUGCCAGUGCCAUUGAGAAACACUAAACUAGAUGACUUAAUCAUUCUCAGACAGGCUAGUAAAGUAUUAUUGUCUGUGUCAAACCGAGCUUGCGUCUCAUAUGUUACCCUAUUCCCUAUAUAGUGCACUACUUUUGAUCAGGGCCCAUAGGAUUCUGGUCAAAAGUAGUGCAUUAUGUAGGGAGGAAGGUGCCAUUUGGGACGCAUUCUGAGAGAGAAAGCUCUCUGAGGAAAUGUCAAUCUGAAUGUCAGUUUGACAUAGAGCACAUUUAGCUGUGUGCCUUCAUCACUAUACAAGAAAUAUACAAACUGUGGAAAUACAGAUUAAUAAAAUAUGCUGGAUCGCUCUCUCAAACUGAAGUCUGCCGGACCAUCCACGUAGCAAAUCACUUCUUAAAGUCAAUUUAAAUAUAACAAUAAAUGAAAGAAAGAAAGAAAGAAAGAGAGUGCGAGGUAGAAAGAAAGAGAGUGGUACUGAUGAGCCACAUCCCCUGCACAGCCGGUCUCUGAGUUUUAGGAAGCCAGAGAAAAAAAAGAUCCAUAUGUUUCUAAUCCCUCAUUGGAUUUCUAAAUGAACAGAAGGGAACAUAUGUAAUAUCUAAUAGUUAAUAUGCCCGUGAAGAUUAUACUACUGCUAAUCCUAGUUUAUCCCCUUGUUUGUGUUGAACUAUGCCACCAAGCUGUGCUUAUGAAGCUCAACUAUACCAAAGCUCUUUGUGCCUCUAGUUUGAUCUCAUGCUUCAUUUUGGGAUUGCAUUAGAUAUGCAUUACAUAAGCCUGACUUUGGGUAUUUCUAAGUCUGACUCAGUCUGUCCCUCUGACAUUUUCAACUGCUGUUUGAGGCAAAACAUGUCUGAGUAUGUUCAUACUCAUAAAAAAGUGACAUUAUGAAUACUGUAUUAUGUUACGUGACACCAUCCAGUUCGGAGGACAGGCUCAUAGUUAUGGCUGGAACGGAAUGAAUGGAAUGGUGUCCAACACAACAAACACAUGGUUUCCAUAGGUUUGAUACCAUUCUAUUUGAGCCAUUAUUAUGAGACAUCCUCCCUCACCACCUUCCUCUGGCCUAGACCUAACUGUACUGUACCAAUGUAAACUCUAAACUCCUCUCCUCUCUGUGUGUCCCCCUGCAGGUCCUGGGCUGGAUCCGGAAUGGGGAGUCCAUGCUGAACGCCAGCAUGGUGAAUGCCAGCUCGCUGUCAGAGGCAGAGCAACUCCAGAGGGAGCAUGAACAGUUCCAGCUGGCCAUCGAGGUAACCUCUCCCCCUCCCCAAAACCAGACUGACUGACCAGGCUAAUCGCUUCAAUGUGCGCUGUCAUGAAACUAUACACACACAAGCAGGCACGAAGUGUAAACUCUGCAUUUGCGCACACACACACACAGGCAAACACAAACACACACAUAUUUGGUGUGAACUCCAUAUACCCUUAGACACACACGCAGAUGCACACACACAAACAUUGUCUGUCAACAUUACACACGCUCAGCCGUACACACACACUAUCUGGGAAAACAGUGCUCUGUUUGUUUUCAUUCAGCUCUUUAAAUAGCUGUUGCUCUGAGCAUGACGACAAAUGUUCACACAAAAUAUGGGCCUGCUUGGUAAAGUCCUGUAUCAGCACACACACACACACAGCACACUGGUGACCUGGCACACAAUCUGGCUCUGCUGUGGCUCUGACUCCAAGUAGUGAAGCCUGGAUCCGGAGGCCUGUUCCAGCCCAAGAACCACCACCCCAGACUGUGUGUGUAUACUUGUGUGUGUGUGUGUGUGUGUGUGUGUGUGUGUGUGUGUUUGUGUGGGUGUGUGCAUGUGCAUGUGCAUGUGUGCUGAAUCCUGUCCAGCACAGCUCUGGAAUCCAUUUGGAGGGAAUGAAAAUAACCCCUUUAAGAACCUAUUAGCUAACUUUUAUUAAAUCACUGUGCAGGAUGUAGAGGGAGUUUUCUUAAUGCAAUCACCAUCCCUUCCUCUCUUUGGGGAAACAAAUGUAUGUAUUUACCCCAGAAAGCCACCACAGUGGCCUAUCUCUCCCCAGACAUCAGGUUUCUAUUGGGACCUAUAGAGAGAAAGGGGCAAUCUGGGAUAGCGUCACACCGGCCACUUUUCUUGGUUAACAGCUGAGGGAUGAGGUAAAAAAAGCAUAUAUUUUGGGUUCUGAUGGGGCACGACAGUUUAUAAGUUACAUAUUCUUCAAGAAUUAAUGACUAUACAGUCAGGUCUGAAAUUAUUGCCACCCUUAAUAAAGAUUUGAAAAAAAGACUGCAUAAAAUAAAUAAUACAAAUACUGAGCUGUAUUGUAUGCUAAAAAAAAUUAUAUUCAAUUAUAUUAUUUUAUACGAAUGCAAUUGCUCAGAGAAAUAGAAGUAACACUAUUUUUCUCAAAAAUAUAGGGGUCAAAAUGUAUGGCACCCCUGUUUUCAAUACCUUUCAGUACCUCAACUUUCGAGGAUAACGGCACUGAGCCUUUUUCUAAAGUGUUUUAUGAGAUUGGAGAUCACAUUGGUAGGGAUCUUAGACCAUUCCUCCAUGCAUCCUUGAUCAUCCACCACCAUAUUUUACAGUAGGUAUGGGGUUAUUUUCUGCUUAUGCAUCCUUAUUUAGACGCCAAACCUACCACUGGUGUGUGUGUGGCCAAAGAGCUAUAUUUUCAUGUCAUCCAACAAAUGUAGCCUGGAGUUUGCUAAACAGAAUUGGCACUUGGAUUGGAACCAAUGCAAUGGUCAGAUGAGAUGAAAAUAGAGCUCUUUGGCCACACACACCAGUGGUGGGUUUGGCGUCUAAAUAAGGAUGCAUAAGCAGAAAAUAACCCCAUACCUACUGUAAAAUAUGAUGGUCGAUCUUUGAUGUUAUGGGGCUAUUUUGCUUCCACUGGUCUUGGGGCCCUUGUUACUGGUCGACGGCAUCAUGAACUUUACCCAGUUCCAGGGCAUUUUAUCCAAAACCUUGGUUGCUUCUGGCAGGAGGCUGAAACUUGGCCGCAAGUGGAUUUUCCAGCAAGACAAUAACCCCAAGCACACAUCAACAUCCACAAAGAAAUUGAUAAUUGACCACAAAAUCGACAUUUUGCAAUGGCCAUCUCAGUCUCCGGACAGGAACCCCAUUGAAAACCUGUGGUUUUGAAUUGAAGAUGGCAGACGAAGAAUAUCAAGGAUCUGGAAAGAUUCUGUAUGGUGGAAUGGUCUAAGAUCCCUACCAAUGUGUUCUCCAACUCAUAAAACACUUCAGAAAAAGGCUCAGUGCCGUUAUCCUCAAAAGGUGAUGUAUUGAAAGGUAUUGAAAACAGGGGUGCCAAUCAUUUUGCCCCAUAUCUCUUUGAGAGGAAAAAUAUAUUACUUAUUAAACAAAAUCUCUUUCUCUGCGAAAUUGUAUUAGUAUAAAAUAAUAGAAUUUUCAGAAUUUGUGAGCAUACAAUAUAGCCAGUAUUUGUAUUAAUAUACAUAAUAUAUUAUUAUACCAUCUUUUUUGCUCAUCUGAAUCAAUAAUUGUAAAAGUCAAAAGAUGUAGCAAUCAUGGAUUACCCUUUAAGGGAGUUAAGACUGGAUUUACCUGAUUAUAUCAUUUUAGAUGCAAAAUGGAUGUUGUAAAGGUAACUGCAUUGACAGAGCGUUUUAGAUGAACCAGUGACUGUUAUGUGAUAUAUACUCCUAUAAGAUUGAUGCUUUAUGAAAGGUUUAUGGCUCUUGGUCCUAUCCUUUCAUGAGGAGUCAGCAUUUCCCUGGCCCUCCAUUAGCUGUGGACCAGAAACUUGGGAUGCAUCCCAAAUGGCACCCUAUUCCCUAUAAAGUCCACUACUUUUGACCAGAGCCCUAUGAGCCCUGGUCAAAAGUAGUGCACUAUAAAGGGAAUAGAGAGCCAUUUGGGACGCAGACCUGCUUUACGUUAUAGUUUAGGAAGGCUUUUAGAGUUAGGUAAUGGGACUCAUGCAGAAUUGAAAUUCCAUAUUCUGUUUUUUGUAUUUGAUUAUACAUCAAUUGUAAUGUUUUUGAUUAAGUAGUAACUUGUGUAAGUGCAGAAAUGUUAAAUUACUCUUGACGGCUUUAUUUCCUUUUCUCCUGUAUUAGCUUUCUCUGGUGGAUUUAUAGUUGUAAAUCAGGCCUGGAUCUGGCAAGAAAAGCACACCAUGGUAGUUUGCCUCUAUGGGUUUAAUUCUGUAAGAUUGAAAUGCAUUUCUGUUCAAUUCUGAUUUUUUUUUUCCUUUGUGAUGUAGCUCAGCCUAGCCAAGCAAAAAAACAAAAGCCAUUUGACACUGUUACAACUUAAUAUUUACUUUCUAGAGGACAACAUACACUGAGUGUACAAAACAUUAGGAACACCUGCUCUUUCCAUGACAUAGACCAGGGCUGCCCAACCCUCUUCCUGGAGAUCUAGCGUCCUGUGGGUUUUCAGUCCAACCCUAAUUUAACACACCUGAUUCUAAUUAUUAGCUGCUCAACAAGACCUUAACUAGCUGAAUCAGAUAUGCUAAAUUAGGGUUAGACUGAAAACCUACAGGACAGUAGAAGAGGGUUGGGCAACCCUGACAGACUGACCAGGUCUUAUUGAUGUCACCUGCUAAAUCCACUUUAAUUAGUGUAGAUGAAGGGGAGGAGACAGAUUAAAGAAGGAUUGUUAAGCCUUGAGACAAUUGAGUCAUGGAUUGUGUGUGCCAUUCAGAGGGUGAAUGGGCAAGACAAAAGAUUGAAGUGCCUUUGAACGGGGUAUGGUAGUAGGUGCCAGGCCCACUGGUUUGAGUGUGUCAAGAACUGCGACACUGCUGGGUUUUUCACGCUCAACAGUUUCCCAUGUGUAUCAAGAAUGGUCCACCACCCAAAGGACAUCCAGCCAACUUGACUCAACUGUGGGAAGCAUUGGAGUCAACAUGGGCCAGCAUCCCUGUGGAACGCUUUCGACACCUUGUAGAGUCCAUGCUCUGACGAAUUGAGGCUGUUCUGAGGGCAAAAGGGGGUGCAACUCAAUAUUAGGAAGGUGUUCCUAAUAUUUUGUACACUCAGUAUAUAUGAGAUGAGGAAAAAGAGAGAAGAAGUCUGCAGACUAGGGUACUGUGCACUACUAUUGACCAGGGCCGUGGUCAAAAGUAGUGCCCUUCAUAGGGAAUAGGGUGCCAUUUGGGAUGUAGACAUGGAGAGGCCAUUUGGAAAGAUAAUUGCAUUUAUUCUUAGUGGGACAGUAUCUUUAGACAGCUCCAGAUAAGUAGCUAAUGAAAUGUCCCUUAUCUUUAAGCCUCUCACAUUUUUGCAUCUUCUUUUAAUAAAACGAAACAUCAACUUUAAAUCAUCUUUUAUUGGAAGGUUUUAAUCACACAGGUAAUGACGUCCAAAGGAAACCCGGGCUCCCAAAAUGCCGUGCAAGCACCAGACUAGACUGGACUACAGUCAAUGGCAUAUAUAAAGUCUUUAGAAAACAAGGGUUAACACACACAUUACCAUACUGUUCUCGCUUAUGGUUCAGCCCCAAAAACAACAUUGUAGAAAACCCAUUUAAACAUAAGAAUAUACACUGCUCAAAAAAAUAAAGGGAACACUUAAACAACACAAUGUAACUCCAAGUCAAUCACACUUCUGUGAAAUCAAACUGUCCACUUAGGAAGCAACACUGGUUGACAAUACAUUUCACAUGCUGUUGUGCAAAUGGAAUAGACAACAGGUGGAAAUUAUAGACAAUUAGCAAGACACCCCCAAUAAAGGACUGGUUUUGCAGGUGGUGACCACAGACCACUUCUCAGUUCCUAUGCUUCCUGGCUAAUGUUUUGGUCACUUUUGAAUGCUGGCGGUGCUUUCACUCUAGUGGUAGCAUGAGACGGAGUCGACAACCCACACAAGUGGCUCAGGUAGUCCAGCUCAUCCAGGAUGGCACAUCAAUGCGAGCUGUGGCAAGAAGGUUUGCUGUGUCUGUCAGCGUAGUGUCCAGAGCAUGGAGGCGCUACCAGGAGACAGGCCAGUACAUCAGGAGACGUGGAGGAGGCCGUAGGAGGGCAACAACCCAGCAGCAGGACUGCUACCUCCGCCUUUGUGCAAGGAGGAGCAGGAGGAGCACUGCCAGAGCCCUGCAAAAUGACCUCCAGCAGGCCACAAAUGUGCAUGUGUCUGCUCAAACGGUCAGAAACAGACUCCAUGAGGGUGGUAUGAGGGCCCGACGUCCACAGGUGGGGGUUGUGCUUACAGCCCAACACCGUGCAGGACGUUUGGCAUUUGCCAGAGAACACCAAGAUUGGCAAAUUCGCCACUGGUGCCCUGUGUUCUUCACAGAUGAAAGCAGGUUCACACUGAGCACAUGUGACAGACGUGACAGAGUCUGGAGACGCCGUGGAGAACGUUCUGCUGCCUGCAACAUCCUCCAGCAUGACCGGUUUGGCGGUGGGUCAGUCAUGGUGUGGGGUGGCAUUUCUUUGGGGGGCCGCACAGCCCUCCAUGUGCUCGCCAGAGGUAGCCUGACUGCCAUUAGGUACCGAGAUGAGAUCCUCAGACCCCUUGUGAGACCAUAUGCUGGUGCGGUUGGCCCUGGGUUCCUCCUAAUGCAAGACAAUGCUAGACCUCAUGUGGCUGGAGUGUGUCAGCAGUUCCUGCAAGAGGAAGGCAUUGAUGCUAUGGACUGGCCCGCCCGUUCCCCAGACCUGAAUCCAAUUGAGUACAUCUGGGACAUCAUGUCUCGCUCCAUCCACCAACGCCACGUUGCACCACAGACUGUCCAGGAGUUGGCGGAUGCUUUAGUCCAGGUCUGGGAGGAGAUCCCUCAGGAGACCAUCCGCCACCUCAUCAAGAGCAUGCCCAGGCGUUGUAGGGAGGUCAUACAGGCACGUGGAGGCCACACACACUACUGAGCCUCAUUUUGACUUGUUUUAAGGACAUUACAUCAAAGUUGGAUCAGCCUGUAGUGUGGUUUUCCACUUUAAUUUUGAGGGUGACUCCAAAUCCAGACCUCCAUGGGUUGAUACAUUUGAUUUCCAUUGAUCAUUUUUGUGUGAUUUUGUUGUCAGCACAUUCAACUAUGUAAAGAGGAGAGGAUCUAGGAUGUGUUAUUUUAGUGUUCCCUUUAUUUUUUUGAGCAGUGUAUAAAGUCUUGGCACAUGUACAGUUUGUAAAAAACGUCAUAUUUACACUGUUAGAAUUAACACAUCAUCAUGUAUCAUUGACCCGUCACUUACCCUGACCCUUACCCUAAACAACCUCUCUCUCUCUCUGUGUGCCCCCUCAGUCCCUGUUCCAUGCCAAUUCCCUCCAGAAGACCCACCAGAGUGCCCUGCAGGUGCAGCAGAAGGCUGAGGUCAUGCUCCAGGCGGGCCAUUUUGACCCGGACGGCAUACGGGCCUGCGCCGAGAAGGUGGCCAUGCACUGGCAGCAGCUCAUGCUCAAGAUGGAGGAUCGUCUCAAGCUGGUCAACGCUUCUGUGGCCUUCUACAAGACCUCAGAGCAGGUGUGUGUGUGUCAACACCACCCCCGCACAGCGCUCCCUGAAUCACUCAACAACCACCUCAAGCAUUUCCCAUCCAUUAAGACAAAUGGUGGUGUUGGCCUGGAGGGCCUAAAGCCUUGAGACACAUUCUCUCUCCAUUGCAUCAUCCUGUCCCUAUGUCCUCAAUAAACAAGAUAUAUGAAUUCCCACUCCUUAAAUUUUUUUUUUGAAAAAAGACAAAGGAUGGUGUGGUUUUGUGUUUGGUUAAACUCAAAGACAGAAAAGGUUGCUUAUCGGUAGUAUGUCCGGUUCUGUGAUGGCACCUCGAAAUUGUGUCCGACCUAGCAUGAAGACUGAGACCCCUGUGCCCUCCUCAGGUGUGCAGUGUGCUGGAGAGUCUGGAGCAGGAGUACAGGAGGGAUGAGGACUGGUGUGGUGGACAUGACAAGCUUGGAGCCAUGGCCGAGACGGACCAUGUCAUCCCCCUCAUCAGCAAACACCUGGAGCAGAAGGAAGCCUUCCUCAAGGUACAGCAGAGCAACAUGGUUGUGUCUCAAAUGGUGCCCUAUUCCCUGUGCCUCCUUUGUCUGCGGCGGUACAUCAUGAUCGUCUGCAAAUAAAAUAAUAAACCAAGACAGACAAUUAGCUAGUAUACAGUACAGAUAAACAUGUAGCUAGCUAGCAAUCCCAUUUAGCUACAAGCUUAGCAAACAAACAGAUGAACGUAGCUAGCUAGCUAACUAGUUAGUAGGCGCACUAGCUGGGUCAUGACUCAAGAUCAAGAACCGUCGCCGCCCCGCUUUGUUCCUUUUCCCCAAACGCGGCAAAUGCAUAACGGCAUAAUGACCCAGCUAGCUAGCUAGAAUCAAAAUGGGAAAAACUCCAGGGAAAAUUCAGUGGUAUCACUAACUAUGUAAGGACGACAUAAAUAAAAAGCAUACUUGUAACUAGCUAAUGUUACAGAAUAUAUAGCUAGAGCAACAUUAACUAGCUAAUACAUUAGCUAGCUAAUGGCGGGCCAGCUAGCUAGAAAGGCUUUUAAAACAGCUCUUUCAAAAGUAACUAGCUAGUGUUGCUAAAAUUUCAUUCCUCUCCCUUCUCCUUUUUUUAUUGUCUUCUUCUUCCGUCUUCUGUGUCUCUCUGCUCUGCUCUAUCCUUUAAUUUUCGGAAUACCAAAUGUACAGAAUGAGAAGCAGACAAGAUCGUCAUUGCUGUGUUUGUAUUUACCUCCAACAAAGAUUUUCUAUUGACAAGAUAGUUGAAUGACCGCUCUAACAAUGGAAAUACAUGUACUCAAAGAUGGGACAAUUCUAGCCAAUGAGAGGGCAGAUAUGCGUGUGAACAACAGGCACAACUCCAAUAUAAAGUAUAUAUUUAUAUACACUACCGGUCAAAAGUUUUAGAACACCUACUCAUUCAAGGGUUUUUCUUUAUUUUUUACUAUUUUCUACAUUGUAGAAUAAUAGUGAAGACAUCAAAACUAUGAAAUAACCCAUAUGGAAUCGUGUAGUAACCAAAAAAGUGUUAAACAAAUCAAUAUAUAUUUUAUAUUUGAGAUUCUUCAAAUAGCCACCUUUUGCCUUGAUGACAGCUUUGCACACUCUUGGCAUUCUCUCAACCAGCUUCACCUGGAAUGCUUUUCCAACAGUCUUGAAGGAGUUCCCACAUAUGCUGAGCACUUGUUGGCUGCUUUUCCUUCACUCUGCGGUCCGACUCAUCCCAAACCAUCUCAAUUGGGUUGAGGUCGGGGAUUGUGGAGGCCAGGUCAUUUGAUACAGCACUCCAUCACUCUCCUUCUUGGUAAAAUAGCCCUUACACAGCCUGGAGGUGUGUUGGGUCAUUGUCCUGUUGAAAAACAAAUAAUAGUCCCACUAAGCCCAAACCAUGCUGGUUAAGUGUGCCUUGAAUUCUAAAUCAAUCACAGACAGUGUCAUCAGCAAAGCACUCCUACACCAUAACACCUCCUCCUCCAUGCUUUACGGUGGGAACUACACAUGCGGAUAUCAUCCAUUCACCCACACCGCGUCUCACAAAGACACGGCGGUUGGAACCAAAAAUCUCCAAUUUGGACUCCACCGGUCUAAUGUCCAUUGCUCGUGUUUCUUGGCCCAAGCAAGUCUCUUCUUAUUAUUGGUGUGUCACACCCUGGCUCUGGGACUCUAUAUGUUGAGCCAGGGUGUGUUCAUUCUAUGUGUUCUGUUUCUUUGUUUGGGUGUUCUAGGUUGUCUGUUUCUAUGUCUGCCUGUGUGACUCCCAAUCAGAGGCAACGAGUGUCAGCUGUCGGCUGGUUGUCUCUGAUUGGGAGCCAUAUUUAAUCUGUAGGUUUUCCCUUGGGUGUUGUGGGUUUUUGUUCCGUGUCGGUAUUUGUUUACCGUGGACUUCACGAGUCGUGUUUUGUUUUUGUAUACUUUAACUAUUAAAGUCAUGUUUGUUUCACACGCUGCGCCUUGGUCUACUCACUCCUACGACGAUCGUGACAGAAAAACCCACCGUAAAAGGACCAAGCAGCGUGUCCAGGAGCAGGCAGACUGGACAUGGGAGGAAGCGCCAGGAAAGGAGAUGGAGAGGCUGGCGAUGGCCCAGGUGGGCAAAGUGUGGUCCUGGGAGGACAUGCUCGGGGGCAAGGGACCUUGGGGUAGGAUUAAGGCCCUGGCGAGAGAGGAGCAGCGGCGUCAGCAGUGCCAUCGUCGGACGGACGAGAGGCACCCCCAAUAAUUUUUUAGGGGGGGGCACACGGCAUGGGCGACUGGGCAGCAGGAGGCUGCCACAGGGCGAAAUGGGAGACGAGGAGAGAAGGCCACCGGGUUACGGGAGCCAUUGGCGAGAGGAGGGAAGGAAGUUGUAGAGGCACGGCGAGAGGUACUGAGGUGUAUUGCCAGUCCGGUCCGGCCCGUUCCUGAUCCCCGUUUAAGGCCAGUGGUGUGUGUUCCCAGUACGGUCCGGCCUGUUCCUGCUCCACGCACCAAGCCUACGGUGUGCGUCGCCAGCCCAGUCCGGCCUGUCCCUGCUCCACGCACCAAGCCUACGGUGUGCGUCGCCAGCCCAGUCCGGCCUGUCCCUGCUCCACGCACCAAGCCUACGGUGUGCGUCGCCAGCCCAGUCCGGCCUGUUCCUGCUCCACGCACCAAGCCUACGUUGUGCGUCGCCAGCCCUGCCCGGCCUGUUCCUGCUCCACGCACCAAGCCUACGGUGUGCGUCGUCAGCCCAGCCCGGCCUGUCCCUGCUCCACGCACCAAGCCUACGGGGUGCGUCGCCAGCCCGGCCCGGCCUGUCCCUGCUCCUCGCACCAAGUCUACGGUGCGCGUCGCCAGCCCGGUCCGGCCUGUUCCUGCCACUCGCACCAAGUCUACGGUGCGCGUCGCCAGCCCGGCCCGGCUCGUUCCUGCCACUCGCACCAAGCCAGGGGUGCGAGUCGUCAGUCCGGCACAACCCGUGCCUGGGUCAUCGGUGCCAGAUCAGGUACCGCUUUAUUGCUCCCCAACGGAGCUGAAGCUAGCCGCUCCUGCUACGUCCAGGUCAGCUCCAGCCAGCGGAGCCAGACUGGACCAGGGGCGCUAUGGGGGGUUCAUUGGAGGGUGGUGGUCAAGGCCGGAGGCAGAACCGCCGCCGAGGAGGUAUGCCCGCCCAGCCCUCCCCUGUUUUGCUUUAGUUGAGGCGCGGUCGCAGUCCGCGCCUUUAGGGGGGGGGUACUGUCACACCCUGGCUCUGGGACUCUAUAUGUUGAGCCAGGGUGUGUUCAUUCUAUGUGUUCUGUUUCUUUGUUUGGGUGUUCUAGGUUGUCUGUUUCUAUGUCUGCCUGUGUGACUCCCAAUCAGAGGCAACGAGUGUCAGCUGUCGGCUGGUUGUCUCUGAUUGGGAGCCAUAUUUAAUCUGUAGGUUUUCCCUUGGGUGUUGUGGGUUUUUGUUCCGUGUCGGUAUUUGUUUACCGUGGACUUCACGAGUCGUGUUUUGUUUUUGUAUACUUUAACUAUUAAAGUCAUGUUUGUUUCACACGCUGCGCCUUGGUCUACUCACUCCUACGACGAUCGUGACAUGGUGUCCUUUAGUAGUGGUUUCUUUGCAGUAAUUCGACCAUGAAGGCCUGAUUCACACAGUCUCCUCUGAUCAGAUGAUGUUGAGAUGUGUUUGUUACUUGAACUCUGUGAAGCAUUUAUCUGGGCUGCAAUUUCUGAGGCUGGUAAUUCUAAUGAACUUAUCCUCUGCAGCUUAUUUGAGCUGUUCUUGCCAUAAUAUGGACUUGGUCUUUUACCAAAUAGGGCUAUCUUCUGUAAAGCGCCCCCCCCCCCCCCCCCCCCCCCCCCCCUUAACUUGUCACAACACAACUGAUUGGCGCAAACACAUUAAGAAGGAAAGAAAUUCCACAAAUGUACUAAGAAGGCACACCUGUUAAUUGAAAUGCAUUCCAGGUGACUAUCUCAUGAAGCUGGUUGAGAGAAUGCGAAGAUUGUGCAAAGCUGUCAUCAAGGCAAAGGGUGGCUAUUUGAAGAAUCUCAAAUAUAAAAUAUAUUUUGAUUUGUUUAACACUUUUUUUGGUUACUACAUGAUUCCAUAUGUGUUAUUUCAUUGUUUUGAUGUCUUCACUAUUAUUCUACAAUGUAGAAAAUAGUAAAAAAUAAAGAAAAACCCUUGAAUGAGUAGGUGUUCUAAAACUUUUGACCGUAAGUGUAUAUAUUUUUUAAGUGGAUGAAAUAACAUGUGCGUCCACUUAUAUCAGUGCAUUCGUAACAACCUAACCAUUAAGAAAUGUAUGUUCAAUCAAAUAAGCCUCACGUAGCAAAUUAACAGUUUGUUGACCAAAUUCGACAUUCUCUCGUUGACCUACAUACAAAAAUUCCUCACUUCGUGGUCUUAUUUUCGUGGACAGAUUUUCAUCCUCUCUGCCUCCAACCAGAAUUAUGUCGACUUAUAUUUUCUUCACCCUUUUGAAGCGUUUCUGACGUCGUCAAUAGUUUGCUCCUUCCUGGGGGUGGGUGAAGUUACCCCUGGACGCUAAUCUUGGGUCAGUUAUGCAUUUCCCCCCACUAAUGGUUAAGAGUGUGAUUGGGGGAGGGAAUUCUGAUCCUAGAUUUGUACCUAGGUAAAGCAGGAAGAGCAGGAAGUUUCCAAUAGGUACAGAUCAGCUUCCCCAUAUAGGAGAAAUGCAAAGCUGACCCAAGAAUAGCUAGGGGCAACUUCACCCUACUCCCCCGGCUCCUAAGAAUCACCCAGGUUGAUGAAAACAAACCUCCCAAAACUGACACCAGUGCUGCAUGGAAUAACACCACUAGGGCACUACUUUUGAUUUACUUUUUAUAAGGGCCCAUAGGGCUCUGGACAAAAGUAGUGCACUAUAGGGAAUAGGGUGCCAUUUGGGACGCAGGACAUGUUCUGUUGAUCAUUAAUUUGCUGCAUAUUCACAGACCCUGAACUGGGGCUAUUCUGUCUGUCUGAUUCUCUUCAGUAGAACACAUCUGUAUUCUGAAACAAGUAACUGUUUGGUUUCAUUUUGAUUUUCCCAUUACAGAGCUGAAAUGCAUGUCCACCUCUUGCAGGACAUGAUGUGAAUGCCAGUUUACUUGUUGUCAACCAAAAACAAAUAACCAUGUUGACAGUGAUGUAUCUAUGGUGUCUUAAGAUAUUACACAUGCAAUAUCUUAACCUCAGUUUCAAUGUAUUUUGGAUGGUAGUUGUGUAUACGUCGUCCAUAGCGAUGAUCCUGUUCGACAAUGUCCCUACUUGUGCCCCAGGCUUGCACGUUGGCCAGGAGAAAUGCUGAGGUAUUCCUGAAGUAUAUCCACAGGAACAACGUGGGUAUACCUGGUGCAUCAGGCCACGCCAGAGGACCCGAGCAGCAGGUUAAAGGUCAGUCACAACAGCCCUAUUGGACUAGCAUGGUGUGUGUCCCAAAUGGCACCCUAUUCCCUAUAUAGUAGCCAAUAAAAAUUAUAUUUAAUUUGUGGAGUGCAUUUCCCACGCUCACUGCAAGCCUACUUUUGACCAGCGCUGGAAUAAUAUCAAUGGAAUAAUCGGUGCCAUUUGGGACGCCUUAUAUUGACUACUGAGCAUGAGUCCUUAUACAGUGCCUUGCAAAAGUUUUCAUACCCCUUGCCGUUUUUCCUAUUUUGUUGCAUUACAACCUGUAAUUUAAAUGGAUUUUUAUUUGGAUGUCAUGUAAUGGACAUACACAAAAUAGUUCAAAUUGGUGAAGUGAAAUGAAAAAAAUAACUUGUUUCAAAAAAUUAUAAAAAAUUAAUAACGGAAAAGUGGUGCGUGCAUAUGUAUUCACCCCCUUUGCUAUGAAGCCCCUAAAUAAGAUCUGGUGCAACCAAUUACCUUCAGAAGUCACAUAAUUAGUAAAGUCCACCUAUGUGCAAUCUAAGUGUCACAUGAUCUCAGUGUAUAUAUACACCUAUUCUGAAAGGCCCCAGAGUCUGCAACACCACCAAGCGAGCGGCACCAUGAAGACCAAGGAGCUCUCCAAACAGGUCAGGGACAAAGUUGUGGAGAAGUACAGAUCAGGGUUGGGUUCUAAAAAAAAUAUCAGAAACUUUGAACAUCCCACGGAGCAUCAUUAAAUCCAUUAUUAAAAAAUUGAAAGAAUAUGGCACCACAACAAACCUGCCAAGAGAAGGCCGCCCACCAAAACUCACGGACCAGGCAAGGAGGGCAUUAAUCAGAGAGGCAACAAAGACACCAAAGAUAACCCUGAAGGAGCUACAAAGCUCCACAGCGGAGAUUGGAGUAUCUGUCCAUAGGACCACUUUAAGCCAUACACUCCACAGAGCUGGGCUUUACGGAAGAGUGGCCAGAAAAAAGCCAUUGCUUAAUGAAAAAAAUUAAGCAAACACGUUUGGUGUUCGCCAAAAGGCAUGUGGGAGACUCCCCAAACAUGUGGAAGAAGGUACUCUGGUCAGAUGAGACUAAAAUUGAGCUUUUUGGCCAUCAAGGAAAACGCUAUGUCUGGUGCAAACCCAACACCUCUCAUCACCCCAAGAACACCAUCCCCACAGUGAAGCAUGGUGGUGGCAGCAUCAUGCUGUGGGGAUGUUUUCAUCGACAGGGACUGGGAAACUGGUCAGAAUUGAAGGAAUGAUGGACAGCGCUAAAUACAGGGAAAUUCUUGAGGGAAACCUGUUUCAGUCUUCCAGAGAUUUGAGACUGGGACAGAGGUUCACCUUCCAGCAGGACAAUGACCCUAAGCAUACUGCUAAAGCAACACUCGAGUGGUUUAAAGGGAAACAUUUAAAUGUCUUGGAAUGGCCUAGUCAAAGCCCAGACCUCAAUCCAAUUGAGAAUCUGUGGUAUGACUUAAAGAUUGCUGUACACCAGCGGAACCCAUCCAACUUGAAGGACCUGGAGCAGUUUUGCCUUGAAGAAUGGGCAAAAAUCCCAGUGGCUAGAUGUGCCAAGCUUAUAGAGACAUACCCCAAGAGACUUCCAGCUGUAAUUGCUGCAGAAGGUGGCUCUACAAAGUAUUGACUUUGGGGGGGUGAAUAGUUAUACACGCUCAAGUUGUCAGUUUUUUUGUCUUAUUUCUUGUUUGUUUCACAAGAAAAAAUAUUUUGCAUCUUCAAAAUGGUAGGCAUGUUGUGUAAAUCAAAUGAUACAAACCCCACAAAACUCAAUUUUAAUUCCAGGUUGUAAGGCAACAAAAUAGGAAAAAUGCCAAGGGGGGUGAAUACUUUCGCAAGCCACUGUACCUUCCUGUUACUAACUCUUUUAAUGCUCCUCUUCUUUAGGAAAUGUACAUAUUUAUUUUCACGUUCAGUUGAACUUACUAAAGUUUAUUAUGUUUGUAUAUGGACUAGUGUGGGUUGUGUUUGAAACCACUGUGUUGACAAUAUGCUAACUUCUUUCUGUGCUCCAUGGUCUCCCUCUCCUCUCUAGCCAUCCUCAGUGAGCUGCUCCAGAGGGAGAACCGGGUUCUGCACUUUUGGACCAUGAAGAAACGACGCCUGGACCAGUGCCAGCAGUAUGUGGUGUUCGAACGCAGUGCCAAACAGGUGAGCUCUCCUGAACGCAGCCCAAGCACUCCGAGUGCUGUGUUUAUACUGCAUGUCCAUAACAUCUGGCCCUGGACUAGACCCAGCCAGGGAUACGUGGGAGUUUUGUUUGUUUUCGAUGGCCAGCACAGCCACCGAUGAAAGAUAGAGGACAUGCAGAGAGGGAGAGAGGAAUAUGGAAAGAGGGAGCUCUUCACUUCUCUUCACUCCCCCCCUGUCCUGUAUCUCUCCGCAGGCCUUAGACUGGAUCCAGGAAACAGGAGAGUAUUACCUCUCCACUCACACCUGCCCUGGAGAGAGCUGCGAGAGGAGUCAUGAACUGCUGAAGGAGUACGAGGAAUUCCGAGUGUCCGCCAAGGUAUGGAGCUGGAGCUGGGAAGCAGAUCUAGUCUGUGUCCCAAAUGUUACCUUACUCCCUAUGUAGUGCACUACUUUUGGAAUAGCGUGCCAUUUGGGACGCAGCGCUAGAGCUACUGUUCGGAGUCUGCUCGGACUCCCUCACUUACUGCUGACCCUAUACCUGCAUAUGAUAUUAGCCAAACAUUUCCACUGCAGCCUGCCUUGUGUCUGCCUGUCUACAGCCCAAUGAGAUCAUUAGCUAUCAGUGGUUCAGGCAGCAAGCGAGUGUUAGAGAUCUCUCCUGAGGGAUGUCUGCACUCUCUCAAGCGUCAGCCUAGACAUUGAGGCUGCAGAUGAUUGAAACACUCACACACACACACAUGCACACACGUAUAAUAAUACACACACACAUAUGGAAACUCACGCACACACACUUAGACACAUCAUCUCUCUGUGUGCUUCCUACAGCAAACCAAGGAGAAGGUGAAGCUCCUCAUUCAGCUGGCCGACAGCUUUGUGGAAAAGGGCCAUGUUCACGUCACUGAGCUGAAGAAGUGGGUCACCACGGUGGACAAGCGCUACCGAGACUUCUCCCUCCGGAUGGGGAAGUACCGCUCCAGCCUGGAGAAAUCACUAGGCAUCAGCUCCGAGGUAAGGCCCCCUGGAGGGCCCCUAUGGGGCUAAGGACUAACCCCACCUGCUGUGAACACUCAUUCAUCAACACAACACCAAUCCCUGGCCACUAAUUAGGCUUAGUCUUUCUAUCGCUAAUGAGUGUGUUUUCAAAGGACGUAUGGAAUGAAACAAAUGUUGUAAAACAUGAUAGUCCUCAUUUGUGCUCCCUUGAAUGUAUAGUCCUUCACCUGCUGCUGUUGUCAUAGCUCCCCUAGUGGUCACCUACCCUGUAGCAAGGUGUGUGUGAUUGUCUUACAAAGGGAAGACUUCCACCGAGCUAAUUACAGUAGCUAGUAUCUCUACAGCCUUGGGGCAAAGAAAACCAGGGGCAAGACCUAACACAUCUCAGUUUGAAGCCCUGUCCUCAUCUCGACACACAGGCAUCAAUUCCUCCUCUACUUGAAAGAGAGUCUGUUCGAAAAGUCUAUUUCAUGUGUAAGUGCUGAGUCAUCAUGGACCGUGUUGAAGGGUUGCAUCCCAAAUGGCACCCUAUUCCCUAUGUAGUGCACUACUUUUGACCAGGGCCCUUAGGGCUCUGGUAUAAAGUAGUGCACUACAUAGGGAAUAGGGUGCCAUUUGGGACGUGUACUGAGCGCUCCCUCUGUAUCUGAUAGGAUAAUAAGGACUUGGAGCUGGACAUCAUCCCAGCCAGCCUGACUGAUCCUGGGGAGGUGAAGCUCCGCGACCCCAACCACGAGGUCAACGAGGAGAAAAGGAAGUCAGCCAGGAAGAAAGAGUGA
Molecule: messenger RNA, 40829 nt
Organism: Coregonus sp. 'balchen'
Lineage: Eukaryota; Metazoa; Chordata; Actinopteri; Salmoniformes; Salmonidae
Source: the annotation of a GenBank genome assembly